AUGCUGAUCACAUCAUUGGGAUUGCUUUUCCUUUUGGCCGGCCAGGCCUGUAGCCAGACCUUCACUAUUCCCCUCUCACCGGGAGGCCUUGUUUCGGCCCUAACCGGAGGCGGUGGCUCUCGUCCCAGCUCCCCCUCGAGCAGCAGCAAUAGCAACAAUAAUGCUCAAGCCACUCGAGACUAUUACGACUAUUACAGCCAAUUGCAACAGUUCUACGAAGCCCAGGCAGCGUAUAACCAGUACGUUCAGUACCAACAGUACGUUCAGUACAUAGCUUACCUUUACGGCCCAUAUGGACCCUAUGGCCAAAAUGGCAACUUUGGACCUGGACCCAAUCCGCCAACGACUACACCAGCGCCGGUUACAACAUCUCCAGCGAUUCCAACGACAACCGAUAGUGGAACUUCAACUUCGAAUGCCAUUCCCGGAACCUCUACCACUCCAUCGACCACGAUGUCUACGCCAACCACUGUAGAUGCAGUUAAUCCACCAUCAACAGCUUCACCGCCCACCACAGUGGAUGCAUCCAACAACAUCACCUGCUAUUCCGAGCUCAACUGGAGCUCCAACUACAUCAACAGCACUUCCAACCACAACGGACGCUCCAAGCACAUUAUCUACCGAGAAUCCAAUUUGUACAGUUUUCCCUCAGCUUCCAGUUUGUCAAACGACAACAGAAGGUCCAACUUCUACGACGGCAGCUCCAACAUCAACAACAGCAAGUCCAUUAACAUCUUCGACAACAGAAUCUUCAUCCUCGACUACGGAUGUAACAACAUCUACAGCGAUACCGACUUCUACGACUGCAGCUUCAACAUCAACAACAGCAAGUCCACUAACAUCUUCGACAACAGAAUCUUCAUCCCCAACUACGGAUGUAACAACAUCUACAGCGAUACCGACUUCUACGACUUCAGCUUCAACAUCAACAACAGCAAGUCCAUUAACAUCUCCGACAACAGAAGCAAUAUCAUCGUCCUCGACUACGGAUGUAACAACAUCUACAGCGAUACCAACUUCUACGACGGCAGCUUCAACAUCAACAACAGCAAGUCCAUUAACUUCUUCGACAACAGAAUCUUCAUCGUCGACUACGGAUGUAACAUCUACAGCGAUACCGACUUCUACGACGGCAGCUUCAACAUCAACAACAGCAAGUCCAUUAACAUCUUCGACAACAGAAUCUUCAUCCUCGACUACGGAUGUAACAACAUCUACAGCGAUACCGACUUCUACGUCGGCAGCUUCAACAUCAACAACAGCAAGUCCAUUAACAUCUUCGACAACAGAAUCUUCAUCCUCGACUACGGAUGUAACAACAUCUACAGCGAUACCGACUUCUACGACGGCAGCUUCAAUAUCAACAACAGCAAGUCCACUAACAUCUUCGACAACAGAAUCUUCAUCCUCGACUACGGAUGUAACAACAUCUACAGCGAUACCGACUUCUACGUCGGCAGCUUCAACAUCAACAACAGCAAGUCCAUUAACAUCUUCGACAACAGAAUCUUCAUCCUCGACUACGGAUGUAACAACAUCUACAGCGAUACCGACUUCUACGUCGGCAGCUUCAACAUCAACAACAGCAAGUCCAUUAACAUCUUCGACAACAGAAUCUUCAUCCUCGACUACGGAUGUAACAACAUCUACAGCGAUACCGACUUCUACGUCGGCAGCUUCAACAUCAACAACAGCAAGUCCAUUAACAUCUUCGACAACAGAAUCUUCAUCCUCGACUACGGAUGUAACAACAUCUACAGCGAUACCGACUUCUACGUCGGCAGCUUCAACAUCAACAACAGCAAGUCCAUUAACAUCUUCGACAACAGAAUCUUCAUCCUCGACUACGGAUGUAACAACAUCUACAGCGAUACCGACUUCUACUCCAUUAACAUCUUCGACAACAGAAUCUUCAUCCUCGACUACGGAUGUAACAACAUCUACAGCGAUACCGACUUCUACGUCGGCAGCUUCAACAUCAACAACAGCAAGUCCAUUAACAUCUUCGACAACAGAAUCUUCAUCCUCGACUACGGAUGUAACAACAUCUACAGCGAUACCGACUUCUACGACGGCAGCUUCAACAUCAACAACAGCAAGUCCAUUAACAUCUUCGACAACAGAAUCUUCAUCCUCGACUACGGAUGUAACAACAUCUACAGCGAUACCGACUUCUACGUCGGCAGCUUCAACAUCAACAACAGCAAGUCCAUUAACAUCUUCGACAACAGAAUCUUCAUCCUCGACUACGGAUGUAACAACAUCUACAGCGAUACCGACUUCUACGUCGGCAGCUUCAACAUCAACAACAGCAAGUCCAUUAACAUCUUCGACAACAGAAUCUUCAUCCUCGACUACGGAUGUAACAACAUCUACAGCGAUACCGACUUCUACGUCGGCAGCUUCAACAUCAACAACAGCAAGUCCAUUAACAUCUUCGACAACAGAAUCUUCAUCCUCGACUACGGAUGUAACAACAUCUACAGCGAUACCGACUUCUACGUCGGCAGCUUCAACAUCAACAACAGCAAGUCCAUUAACAUCUUCGACAACAGAAUCUUCAUCCUCGACUACGGAUGUAACAACAUCUACAGCGAUACCGACUUCUACGUCGGCAGCUUCAACAUCAACAACAGCAAGUCCAUUAACAUCUUCGACAACAGAAUCUUCAUCCUCGACUACGGAUGUAACAACAUCUACAGCGAUACCGACUUCUACGUCGGCAGCUUCAACAUCAACAACAGCAAGUCCAUUAACAUCUUCGACAACAGAAUCUUCAUCCUCGACUACGGAUGUAACAACAUCUACAGCGAUACCGACUUCUACGUCGGCAGCUUCAACAUCAACAACAGCAAGUCCAUUAACAUCUUCGACAACAGAAUCUUCAUCCUCGACUACGGAUGUAACAACAUCUACAGCGAUACCGACUUCUACGACGGCAGCUUCAACAUCAACAACAGCAAGUCCAUUAACAUCUUCGACAACAGAAUCUUCAUCCUCGACUACGGAUGUAACAACAUCUACAGCGAUACCGACUUCUACGACGGCAGCUUCAACAUCAACAACAUCAACAACAGCAAGUCCAUUAACAUCUUCGACAACAGAAUCUUCAUCCUCGACUACGGAUGUAACAACAUCUACAGCGAUACCGACUUCUACGACGGCAGCUUCAACAUCAACAACAGCAAGUCCAUUAACAUCUUCGACAACAGAAUCUUCAUCCUCGACUACGGAUGUAACAACAUCUACAGCGAUUCCGACUUCUACGACGGCAGCUUCAACAUCAACAACAGCAAGUCCAUUAACAUCUUUGACAACAGAAUCUUCUUCCUCGACUACUUCAACAUCAACAACAGCAAGUCCAUUAACAUCUUCGACAACAGAAUCUUCAUCCUCGACUACGGAUGUAACAACAUCUACAGCGAUACCGACUUCUACGACGGCAGCUUUAACAUCAACAACAGCAAGUCCAUUAACAUCUUCGACAACAGAAUCUUCAUCCUCGACUACGGAUGUAACAACAUCUACAGCGAUACCGACUUCUACAAUCUUAUUCCUCGACUAGUGAUAAUCUUCAUCCUCGACUACGGAUGUAACAACAUCUACAGCGAUACCGACUUCUACGACGGCAGCUUUAACAUCAACAACAGCAAGUCCAUUAACAUCUUCGACAACAGAAUCUUCAUCCUCGACUACGGAUCAAGUCCAUUAACAUCUUCGACAACAGAAUCUUCUUCCUCGACUAGUGAUGUAACAACAUCUACGGCGAUACCGACUUCUACGACGGCAGCUUCAACAUCAACAACAGCAAGUCCAUUAACAUCUUCGACAACAGAAUCUUCAUCCUCGACUACGGAUGUAACAACAUCUACAGCGAUACCGACUUCUACGUCGGCAGCUUCAACAUCAACAACAUCAACAACAUCAACAACAUCAACAACAGCAAGUCCAUUAACAUCUUCGACAACAGAAUCUUCAUCCUCGACUACGGAUGUAACAACAUCUACAGCGAUACCGACUUCUACGACGGCAGCUUUAACAUCAACAACAGCAAGUCCAUUAACAUCUUCGACAACAGAAUCUUCAUCCUCGACUACGGAUGUAACAACAUCUACAGCGAUACCGACUUCUACGUCGGCAGCUUCAACAUCAACAACAUCAACAACAGCAAGUCCAUUAACAUCUUCGACAACAGAAUCUUCAUCCUCGACUACGGAUUCCAUUAACAUCUUCGACAACAGAAUCUUCAUCCUCGACUACGGAUGUAACAACAUCUACAGCGAUACCGACUUCUACGUCGGCAGCUUCAACAUCAACAACAUCAACAACAGCAAGUCCAUUAACAUCUUCGACAACAGAAUCUUCAUCCUCGACUACGGAUGUAACAACAUCUACAGCGAUACCGACUUCUACGUCGGCAGCUUCAACAUCAACAACAUCAACAACAGCAAGUCCAUUAACAUCUUCGACAACAGAAUCUUCAUCCUCGACUACGGAUGUAACAACAUCUACAGCGAUACCGACUUCUACGACGGCAGCUUCAACAUCAACAACAGCAAGUCCAUUAACAUCUUCGACAACAGAAUCUUCAUCCUCGACUACGGAUGUAACAACAUCUACAGCGAUACCGACUUCUACGACGGCAGCUCCAACAUCAACAACAGCAAGUCCAUUAACAUCUUCGACAACAGAAUCUUCAUCCUCGACUACGGAUAUAACAACAUCUACAGCGAUACCGACUUCUACGACGGCAGCUUUAACAUCAACAACAGCAAGUCCAUUAACAUCUUCGACAACAGAAGCAAUAUCAUCGUCCUCGACUACGGAUGUAACAACAUCUACAGCUAUACCGACUUCUACGACGGCAGCUUUAACAUCAACAACAGCAAGUCCAUUAACAUCUUCGACAACAGAAUCUUCAUCCUCGACUACGGAUGUAACAACAUCUACAGCGAUACCGACUUCUACGACGGCAGCUUUAACAUCAACAACAGCAAGUCCAUUAACAGCUUCGACAACAGAAGCAAUAUCAUCGUCCUCGACUACGGAUGUAACAACAUCUACAGCGAUACCGACUUCUACGACGGCAGCUUUAACAUCAACAACAGCAAGUCCAUUAACAUCUUCGACAACAGAAUCUUCAUCCUCGACUACGGAUCGAUACCGACUUCUACAACGACAGAUAAUUUACUUUGCCUACAGUAUCCCCAACUUCCUCUUUGUCAAACUGCAAAAUCGGAACAUUUUGGAGAAACGGUAUUAAAAACCCCAACAUUUUCAGAAAUCAGAGAAUCGGGCACAGUUUUCAAGCCAGAUCAACAGUUAUUGAUCACAUCAAAGCCUCAGUCUGUGACAUCGCUCUGUUUCUUUUAUCCUCGCCUGUGCUCAAAACCAGAAGAAGCUCAAUUUGUGCGAGUGGCUGAUAAAAAUGGAAAACCCUUACUGCUAAUAUCAUCAGUUGAAGGAAGGUCUCAUAGUCAUGUUCAACCUGCCCUGUGGCGAGCAAUGAAAAGAACCGUCAGAAAAAACAAGAAUUAA
Molecule: messenger RNA, 5538 nt
Organism: Drosophila serrata
Lineage: Eukaryota; Metazoa; Arthropoda; Insecta; Diptera; Drosophilidae
Source: RefSeq, a predicted model, not a curated record